Molecule: messenger RNA, 915 nt
Organism: Pleurotus ostreatus (oyster mushroom)
Lineage: Eukaryota; Fungi; Basidiomycota; Agaricomycetes; Agaricales; Pleurotaceae
Exons: 2
Coding region: 1-915 (304 amino acids)
Source: RefSeq, a predicted model, not a curated record
AUGAUCACCUCACCACAUCUUCGACCUCACGUCCGCCGAACUGCUCUGUAUAUAACCGAACCUGAUGCUCGGGACGAAUUGCACUUCUGGACGACGUCUGGGUGGUUCGACGAGGAGCACACUACGUCGUUGAUCUCGUCGUUUCCGAAUCUCAAUUACGCGGAUUGUUCCUCUUUCCCCCUCGCCGCCAUUUCUUUCGCGCUCCCACAGUUACCGAUCACAACCCUCCAUCUUCAGAAAUAUUCCGUCACUACCGACGAAUUCCUGGACGUUCUCGCUGCGGGGGCCCAAACUCUACAGUCCUUAACAGUCAUGUUUAUUGACUGUUACCCUUCGUCGAGUCCCCCUGCGGACAGCAUACCAACGAUCAUGUCUGCUUUGAAGGAGCUUAGAGCUACCUGCUCAAUGAACCUUCCCCUCGUACCCGAAAGAAUUCAAAUGCCAAGUCUACAAACUCUCUUCUCUGAUGUUGACGAUUUCGAGGCACUUUCUACCUGUCUGCCCGUUUCAUUUAAGACAUUGGUUAUCCAUACAGUUGAAGAGGCCCAAAGCAGUAGCAAGAUUCUGCACGUAGAGAAUCUCUGCCUUAUAUCCGAAAAUUAUUGGGAUGGUCUACCUUCUUGCAUCGAUACCAUCGACACGUUUACUGCCUCUUCAAGUAUCAAACACCUCGAGCUCGUCCUGCACAAAUACAUCCACAGCAGAGAGCCUGAUGUUGACCUUUUGCACACCUUCGAGGAGUUCCUUCUGAAUCUCCACGAGACCGGGUCUUUCGAAAGGUUGACGCUUACAUUUCCUGGACAAACGGAGUCACGGUCGUACGAACACGUAUUUCCAAGCCUUAGGCUGCUCGGUUUACUCGACGCGAUCCGCAUGGAGUCUUCUCCGAUUUCUCUAUCCUCCGGGCAGCGCUAA